AUGGGCGAAGCAUCUUUAUCUCCUGUGUACACAGAGGACUCCGUCCUCAGUCGGAAACAAAGCUUCAAGCCGUCCUUUACCGAUAUUACACUUCAAACAUGUCGCAGAACUAAGAGCCUCCUCGACGAAGACCAACAGAUUUUUUUGGACGGUCAAUCUUUAGACUUGGGUGCUGUUGUAGCCGUUGCUCGGCAUGGCUGCAAAGUGGCUAUCACUACAAAUCCGGAGGUACUACGCUCCCUGGAAGAAAGCGUGAAUCUUCUGAAUCAAAAGCUCACCCGGGGUGAAAUUGUUUAUGGUGUCAAUACCGGCUUCGGGGGUAGUGCUGAUAGCCGAACGAACAACUAUACUGCCCUUCAAAAGGCGCUAAUCCAACACCAGAGCUCAGCAGUACUACUCCCCACUGACAGAGGACGAGACAGCUCUCACCUCGUGAGCCUUCACACUCUGAAAAGCCAUAGCAUCCCUAUACCCGUGGUCAGAGCUGCGAUGCUUGUCAGAUGCAAUUCCUUGCUACGCGGUCACUCGGCUGUUCGGCCACAGGUAAUCGAGUAUAUACUUGCUUUCCUGUGCAAAUUCAUGACCCCAGUGGUUCCCCUCAGAGGGACUAUCUCAGCUUCCGGAGAUCUCAUGCCGCUUUCAUACAUUGCUGGAGCACUGGAAGGCAACCCGGAUAUCUCGAUCCACAAGGAAAAUGGAGAAAUAAUAGGGGCUGAUCAAGCUCUUAGUGAGCUGGGACUGGAGCCCCUCGAGUUUGGUCCUAAAGAAGGGCUAGGACUAUUAAACGGCACAGCAUUCAGCUGUGGCGCAGCAAGCUUGGUCAUGUUUGAAGCCAAACAGCUAGUCCUUCUGUCCCAGCUUUUAACAGCCAUGGGAACCGAAGCAAUGAAAGGCAUGAUUUGCAACUACCAUCCGUUCAUUGCAGCGGUUCGCCCCCACGAUGGUCAGAUUGAGGCAGCAGACAAUAUAUUUAAUUUCCUUUACGACUCAAAACUGGCCACCCCCGAGGGGCCCGCACACGAUGGGUUGGCUCAGGAUCGUUACGCUCUACGAACAGCUACGCAGUGGGUUGGCCCAAAUAUUGAAAAUAUGGCUUUGGCCUUCGAUCAGAUCCGGGCUGAACUAAAUUCGACAACGGAUAAUCCACUCAUUAACCCGGCCGACGGCAACAUACACCACGGUGGUAAUUUCCAGGCUACGGCGAUCACCUCAUCCAUGGAAAAAACAUUGAGUGCGAUGCAAAUGAUAGGGAGAAUGAUCUUUUCUCAGUGCUCGGAGCUGAUAAAUCCAGCCUUGAGUAAUGGAUUGCCUCCGAAUUUGAGCAUGGACGACCCGAGUCUUUCAUUCGCGUUCAAGGGCAUAGAUAUCAACAUGGCUUCUUAUACAUCGGAGCUGGGAUAUCUGAACCACCCUAUCAGCAAUCACGUCCAGUCAGCUGAGAUGCAUAACCAAGGGAUCAAUUCCCUGGCAUUCAUCAGCUGUCGUUAUGCUGGUGAUGCUGUCGAAGUGCUAUCGCUCAUGCUGGCAAAUUAUCUAUACGUCCUGUGCCAAGCUGUGGACCAACGUGUGCUCCAAGCAGAAUUUAUUAAAGAUGUGCGCCCCAGAAUCGAAAACAUAACGAGCAGUCUUUUCCCAUUGGUCGCUCCUGCGCACCUCGAAAAAAUCCAAACAACCGUUUGGGGGGAGCUCAUGCAUCACUGGGACCGGAGCAGCACGAAAGAUCUGCGCGACCGCUCUCUGACGGCAGCAAAUUGCUCAGUUGGUAUCCUUCUUGAUCAAUUCUCAGAUACUGGCAUAUCGCAAGACACGGCCGUUUCGCAGUGGAAGAGUAGUGUGGCCAAUACCUUGCAGCAGAGCUACGAAGCCGCGCGGACCACAUUCCUAGCUAACCCCCCAACAAAAGAAUACCUCUGCAGUACCUCUCAGAAACUGUACACUUUUGUCCGCGAUGAGCUGAAGGUGCCAACACACAGAGGCAUCGAGGCCCACCCAACAUAUAACAGGGAAAAGUCUCAUGGAAAAGAGUGUAUCGGCUCCCAAGUGAGCAAGGUUUACAUAGCGCUGCGCGAAGGGAAAUUUGGGGAAAUUUUGACAAGCUGCUGGUAG
Penicillium longicatenatum is the source of this 2106-nucleotide messenger RNA. RefSeq names its product L-Aspartase-like protein. The coding region runs from base 1 to 2106 and encodes 701 amino acids. The record is from RefSeq and is a predicted model, not a curated record. NCBI's taxonomy places the organism in Eukaryota, Fungi, Ascomycota, Eurotiomycetes, Eurotiales, Aspergillaceae. Gene Ontology annotation, biological process: L-phenylalanine catabolic process. The transcript has 2 exons. Gene Ontology annotation, cellular component: cytoplasm. Gene Ontology annotation, molecular function: ammonia-lyase activity.